Messenger RNA from Cherax quadricarinatus, 2410 nucleotides. RefSeq lists its product as uncharacterized. The record is from RefSeq and is a predicted model, not a curated record. Lineage: Eukaryota; Metazoa; Arthropoda; Malacostraca; Decapoda; Parastacidae.
GUCUUGAAGUGUUAGUUAGUGGGCAGACAUCUGUACCUCGGGCACUGCAGCCAGGGUACCAAACAAUACUGUGGACAGCUAUGCGUAGUCGUGUGGGCGGGUGUGUAAUGGUGGUGGGCGGUGGUGUGGUGGGCGUGGUGGGUGGGACGCAGAUGAUAGGGGCUCUGCUCCUGCUUCAGCCCACCCACCUACUGCUCUGCCUGCUGGCAGGAGUCUGGGCGUUGGCGAAUGGCAUGGGAGUGAUGGUGAGCAGCUGUUCUGACUACCACCACACACCAGGCUCCAGCAGGAGGCGAGUACUGAAGGUUCGUGUGAGUGUAGUGUCCGUAGCAGUGGUGUUGACGGCAGUGGCAGUGCUUCUGCAGGUGCACCACACUGGGAUAUACCUGUGGCCACACCAGUCCACUCUUCCCCACCACCUUUCCACUCUCUCCCAGACAAUGAAUCACAAAGGUGUGUGGGUGGUGACAGCGACGAGUGUGGCGGGGACUGCAGCCGCCUUGGUCUCCCUUGCUGCCACUUUCAUCCCUUGCCAUAACAUAGACGAAGACAGUAGUCUAAACCAAGUGUCGAUGCUGUCAUCUGGCUGGGUGUAUGAGCCUUCACCACUGCUGCCUCGCGUCUCUGAGACAGAAAAUGCAAGGAAAAGAAAAGUGCCUAGCAUGCAAAUCCUUGACCUUAUACCAGAAAAUGGCAGAAGCGGAGAAGCUGCUAGUGCCUCUACACUCUCUCACUCUCAACUCCGUGCGCAGGAUAGCAGUUCCUCUGAUGACUCGGGUAGUUACUGCGAGACUUGGCGCCAACCGUUCUACCGUGAAAAUGUUAGUGGGUCAAUGGUUCAUCUGCUAUCAUUCCAGCCGAGGGCUGCUUCAGGCGGAGAAACGAGCAAGACACACCAGGAAUACGUGAACAACAGCCAUACUUCACCUCUGUCUUACACUCAGUUGUUUCGCCUGAGACAAUCUGAUUCGUGGUCAUCGCCUUCUGGUUCAAGGAUGGGACGUGAUGAAGCGACGGCGAAUCAGGAACAAUAUUUAACACCUCUUUCGCCGAUUCCAAGAAUUGUCAUAACCUCUCCUAUUCCUAGCCAACAUUCUAUUAGCACAAACGGGCUUACGCCAAAACUGACGUCUUCCACGCCAGAAGACGCCUCGAGGUCCUCUCACCAUUCUGCUCCUGAGAAAAGCCUCCCAGAACGAUAUUCUCAGUCUGAGACGCUACCAUAUUUUUCCACCGACUUCAGAGAGCCAUUUCCGCAAACCUUUAAUGUUUCUAAGUCUUCAUGGUUUGAAAACAUUAACAUAAUUUACCACGAAGUUCAGUCUCCCUUGCGUCCACUCCAUGGCAGCCCUUUCCAAGAUGAAACCAUCUUGGAAACCCCUGAGCAGAAACAGCCUGCAUCAAACGCACUGACAUCAGCUUAUCCAAGUUCAUUCAAAGAUAUAUCUGUUUCGUCUGUCCCUAAACGUCAUGAUGUAAAUAAUCGCCAUCCUAGCCAUAAAUACAACCAGUUUCUUCCAGAAGACAUCAUUCUUACCCAGUGUCCAAAUUUUCGUGUGCCUCAGCUUCCGCUUACUAACUUUAGCAAUGAGUCAUCAACACCAUCCAACAACCAAGUUUUCACGUGUUUUGGACAAACAGCGAGUGUGUCAUACACCGCUGACAGCUGCGUGAAACUUAAUUCACCCAGGAUCAGUACCACUGACAGCAGUAGUAAGCCUACUAUUGUCAGGAACAACACAGAAGCCAGUUGUUCCACUGACAAUGGAACAACUGGCCAGGAACUGUGCAUCAGGCCUCACCUUAACAUUACACCUUAACAUAUUAUUCCGGUAACUUGCUUCUCUACUCAGCCUUUACUUGUACGGAGGAAUACAUCAGUUGACUCGCUUCAGAACUCAAAAUUUGUCCUAAUUACGAAAUAAAGCUCAAACACUAUCAUUCCCGACAUUAAAAUCAUUGCCUACCGGUCUAUCAGCAUGGACUACUCCAUUGUAGCAGAUUCCUACGACGUAUAUUGCCGGUUUUCUUUUUGGCGAUAAUUUAUCUAUAGAAAAUAUAUGUUUUUAAUGGGAAGGGGAAUUAUACAUGCCUCUAUUUGAGCAAUGUGUUGGUAAGGAUGUAUACCUACUUGCUGCUAAGUGAACAGCGGCAGCAGGUGUAAGGAAAUCCCUUACAUACUGAGGGGUCCGGGGAUCGACCCUGGACCCCUAGGGCAGUAUGUGAGGUGAAGACGUUAACAGCCAGGCCACUGACACGCACUUUAACUAAGAUACUUAUUGAGAUGAACAUUUACAGAAUAUUAAAUAUUUCUCAGCUAGUAUCAUUAAAUUAGGAAUACGUCUGUUCCUAAACCAGUGCGCCCUAGAACGCAGGUGGGAGAGAGACAUGAUUAUAUACACCUGGAAAA